CUUUCUUCCUUUCUUCUUGUAUUUACAGAAGGAAUAGAACUUAUCUUCUUCCUUUUUCUUUAAAUAAAUAAAUAAAAAAAAAAGACUAUAAAAUAAAGAAUGCUUUUUGACCGUUAUAAAAAUAAUAAUAGUAACACUAAUAAAUCAAAGUCAACGAAGAAUGAAAAAUCUAUUCCAACAAAGAAAUUAAGUUUAGCAAAUAGUUUAUUUAAAAGGCUUCCAUUUAAUUUCUAUUCUACUUUUAAUUCUAACAACAAUAAUCAUGAUAAAAAGAAGUAUCAAUCAAAAAAGUAUGAUACAAAGAAUAUUACAAGUACUCACCAGCCUCCAAGAAGUUCUAUAUCUUUACCUAAUAUUGUUUCCACAAAGAAUACCGAAAAUCGUCCUCCAAUAGUUACACCUGAUAAACAUGCUUGCGCUCCGAUAUCAUCUUCUAUAUCUACUCCACAUAAUAUAGCAUCAUCGCAACUAAAUAUAAAACAAAGAAAACGUUAUUCAGCAGAGCAACGUCAUCAGCAUCGUCACCAAUGGGUAUCCGUACAAGAAGUAAACCGUCAUUCAUUCACUUUCGGUCAUUUACCUUCAACAAAGAACUUAACAUUGGAAAAUUUAUUCUUGCCUUUAGAACAACUUGCUACACUUGAAAAACUCAUUGCAAAUCAUUCAAGUAUAACAGAUGAGGAGUUGUUAGCUAGGCUCGGGAGUACAACUAACCAAAACUCACUUGUGCCUCAUCGAUCAAUAAGUCAUCAGCAUUUGUCAAUAUCCUCAUCUUUUCAACGUAAAAUGUUAAAUCGUACUCAUUCAGAAUCUCAUAAAAAGCGGAUAGACUUGAAUAAAAUUCGUUUAAAACCAGAGGAAUUAAUUCAGAUGUUAUCAGACGACGGUGACAGUGACAGCAACAAAAAUGUUCUCCUGAUUGAUGUUCGAAAUCUUGUUGAUUAUCAAAAGCAACGUAUACGAAAUUCCAUUAACGUCAAUUUACCUUCAUUACUUAUCAAACGAUAUCAACGAGGUACAGUGUCGAAUUUCAAUCUUGAAAACUUCAUUACGACAGUUGAGGGAAGAGAAACUUAUCAGCUGCAUAAGCAACAGACAAAGGAUAUAACCUCAUCGUUACUGUCUACCCUUCACGAACAUUCGUUUUCGACUCUAUUAGAACAAAAGGCAUUAGAAGCUGAGCUUCAGAUGAAAACAAAGAAAAAUAAAAGCAAUAAUAGAAUGAAAAUUUGGGUUGUCUAUGAUCAAGACAUGCCAGAAAACGAUCAGUCUUCUCAGGCUUGGACUUUGUUGAGUGUUUUAGAACGAUUAUGUUUAGAUGGUAAAAGUAAAGUCUAUUAUUUAUAUGGUGGAUUUCAGGAGUUUCAGAAGGCUCCCCUUCAUGAAUCUUGGAUUAUCUCUUCCAAUUUACAUGAGCCUCUUACAGGAACAUUAAGACCUAACACUGAUAAUAAUUAUGGACCCAGACGAUCUAUCAGCUAUACUCUUGGUGAGUCUAAAAAUGAUGUAGAUAACAAAAGGGCAAGUCUGUUUACGUUAGAUACCCAAGCUGCUCGUAUUAAUAAUGCAAACGCGCUGGCGCGUAAAGCCAAAAGAAGGUCCCAGAAACUACUUUUAAAUAAUAACAAUAGUCUUCUUCCCUCUUCUAAUUAUCAUACAAACUCAACAAUCACCAAACCAACAACAACAACAACAACAACUCAGACUUAUUCUUUUUUACAACAAGAGGAAGGUCAAGUAUACAAGAACUCGAUAAGGGCUCAUUCUAGUCUUAAUCAAGUUGCAGAAGAUGAUGAGAUUUUGACAGCGGAUAUUUCCCCAUGUACAGAAACUGAUUUUGAUUUUGUCAUUUCAGACGUGAUCCCAGGGUUUUUGUUUGUGGGACCUGAAAUUGAGACAGAUGAGCAAGCAAAUCAAUUGGUUCAAGUACGUCAAAUUAAACGUGUCCUCAAUAUGGCAGAAGAAUGUGAUGAUAAAGGUUUAAUGUUAGUUCGUGAUCGUUUAAUAUAUCAUAAAAUUGCUGCUCGCGAUACUUUAGAAAUGAAGAACAUUGAACAUGUCAUGAUGGAAGCAGUCAGCUUCAUAGAGGAAGCUAAAAAGAAUCAUGAACCUAUAUAUGUUCAUUGUAAAGCAGGGAAAUCACGUUCAAUUACGGCUAUUUUGGCUUAUUUGGUAACGUCAGAACGCUGGACGUUAAAAAGAGCCUAUCAACAUGUGAUAAAAGCUAGACCCAAUAUGUCACCCAAUAUUGGUUUCAUAACUGAAUUAAUGAAAAUGGAAGGUAAAGUACAUGGCUCAGUUAGUAGCUUUCUUGAAUCAUCAGAUUGGCAAACGACGUCAUUACCAAGUCCUGAAUAUCUAAAGGAAUUAAAUCAAUUAGAGAAUGCAUGGCGAACAGAAAAAUAAUAAAGGAAUACUAGUAUUGCUUUUUUUUUUUUUGUGCAUAAGUUAACAUAAAUUCCUUUUUU
Molecule: messenger RNA, 2468 nt
Organism: Cokeromyces recurvatus
Lineage: Eukaryota; Fungi; Mucoromycota; Mucoromycetes; Mucorales; Mucoraceae
Exons: 2
Coding region: 100-2406 (768 amino acids)
Biological process (GO): protein dephosphorylation; negative regulation of MAPK cascade
Cellular component (GO): cytoplasm
Molecular function (GO): protein tyrosine/threonine phosphatase activity; MAP kinase tyrosine/serine/threonine phosphatase activity
Source: RefSeq, a predicted model, not a curated record